Messenger RNA from Seriola aureovittata, 1561 nucleotides. RefSeq names its product colony stimulating factor 1b (macrophage) (gene csf1b). Gene Ontology annotation, cellular component: membrane. The transcript has 9 exons. The record is from RefSeq and is a predicted model, not a curated record. Gene Ontology annotation, molecular function: growth factor activity; cytokine activity. The coding region runs from base 234 to 1043 and encodes 269 amino acids. Lineage: Eukaryota; Metazoa; Chordata; Actinopteri; Carangiformes; Carangidae.
UUUAAAAAGGGCUGUCUGUCAGCAGAGACAGUUAGUCUCAGUUUGAACUCACUCUGUGCAGGAGGAGCACAUCAGGCAAUGCUUUGAAGACCAGCGCCACAUGACGAAGUGUCAAAUUUACUUAACAGCAAAUUCCUUUCUGUGGAGUGGAACUGAAUUUAUGAAAAGGAUCUCUUUGCUUCAAUGUGUGUGACAGAGGAGUCUGGUGUUUUCCACUGCCAAACACUUACCAGAUGACCAUCCUUGUGUCAACCCUGAUUCAGAGCAAAGCUAAGUUGCAGGUAAAGUGUCUGUGUGUGCUUAUGUUCCUGAGCUUCCCUCUGAAUAUGGCUGAGAUCCCUGGUCCAUGCAGACACUCCAUCACUAGGGAGCACCUGCUUACAGUCAGGCAUCUGAUGGAUAACCAGUUGAGAAGCGGGUGCUCGAUAACCUACACAUUCAUAGAACGGAGAAGUUUGAGCAAAUGUUGCUUUGUAAAAGCUGCUUUACCCUGGAUCCUGGAGCUCCUCACCACCCACUUCAAAUAUAGCCGGGGUUCAGUCAAUGAUGACUAUGUUCAAUCUCUGAGAGCGCUCAUCCUCAACAUAUAUUCUCAGAAAUGUGUGCCACAGAUUAAUGAAGAGGUCGAGGACAAGCCAGAGAGUUUUGAAAUGCUCUACAGAGGGUCCCCCACAGAGGCGCUGCAGCGGGCUUCAGAGGUGCUGUCUGUUUACUGGGAGCUGGUCACGACCAGCGAUACACCAGUAGACUGGAGAUGCCAGCACGAAUACACAGAAACCUUUGACUCUACCACAGAGCUAUCCACAGAGUCACCCACACAUUUUACAGACAGUUAUGGUAGAAAGUCAGUGAAGGCCUCACAGAGAAGACCGGUCAGAGACCUGUACAAGCUUGGUUUCAUCAUCGCCUCCAUUUGCGGAGGACUGCUGUUCAUACUAACUAUCUACUGUCUGAUCACACAAAAGAGAACUCACAACCCUCACAGAUCAAGAUCUUACACAAACUCAAGAGACCUGCAGGAAAUAGAGAUGGAGCCACAAUAAUGUGGUAAAGAGCACAACGCUGCAGCCGCAGACGGAACACUUGUGAAGCUGUACAUUUUAUCCAUCAUGAACAAGUUUUCAUAUCACUACCUUGUAUGUAAUGUAUCAGGCUCUCCUGUUUAAUCGGAAGCUUCGCUUUGACUGAAAGCAAAGAUGGACCUUAUUUGGAAUAAUAUGCUAUGUAUAUUAUGUUUAUGCGUUAUCUUUUGCAGAUAUCUUUUCCAGUUCACAAAAAAAGUUUUAUUUUUACACUAGUUAUGAAUGUUGAAUAAUGUGUCUCCAUUUGCUGCCACUUAACCAACUGUUUGUAAUGUUGUUUGCCAAACAGUUCCACAAGUUAUUUAUUAGUUUGACUCUAUUCAAUUACCGUAUUGAUAAUAAAAGUUAACCAUCAAUACUAAAUCCAAACUGUAAUGCUCUCCAGCUGUACAGCUACCAGUGCAUUCAUAUACUAAUCAGCCACAUUAAAUCCAGUAACUAUACGCACACACACACACAGUAUGUAUAUACAUAUAUAC